AUGACCAACCUCCUCUCUCUGCGGCUUGACUUCUACGUUUACACACCCAGCCCCGAGUUCAUAUCCCAAGUCUAUAUCGGCGCGAUCUCACCAUCGUUGGUGCACUUUCAAUGCAAUGACACACCGGCUGUCCCCUCCAUCUUCGAGUUUCUGCGCUCCCAUUCGAAUCUUUCGGUAUUGCACCUAGGGAGCGUAUAUGCCAGGAGACAGUUACAAAACGGCCAAAAUGAAACUCAAUACCGAUUCGAGUCUAUCUCCCCACAAAUUCUACUCCCCAAUCUCACGUUCCUCGAGUUGAACGUCGAUUCUGAAGUGCUCACUUUCAGCACCGAGUUGCUGCUUCGAGUGUCUACCCAUCUCGAGCGGCUAUCAAUCGCCCACUCCGAUGUUUCGUCGAGGCAACUGAACGAUUCGGUACUGAAUCAUCUCAACGCCCUCUACCACGUCUGCAGCGCCAGACUCACCCACCUCAUCAUCGAAGACACGCCACACCGAUGUCCCCAGUCCUUUUCCUGGAUCAUCUCUAACGUUCUGCCUAAGCUACCACACCUUCGUAUUCUCGAGCUCCGCCAAGGUCAACGCAGAGACCGUACACAUUUUAGCAGCUACAUACAACAAGCCAUCCGAACUGACUCUCUCGCGUCGGAAGAUCCAGACGUCAUAUCGGUGUUUCCGACGAAAUUGGAGAAGUUGAGAUGGGUCGGUGCAGACGCAUUCUUUCCUACGGUGCGAAGCGAUCUUUCGCCACUUGGAGCAUCGAACGCAAAUGUGCUCCUCGAGCUCUUUCCGUCGUUGAAGGUGGUGGAAUAUCACGAGAGGGGGUAUAUGUUCAUUUUCAGGAGGUUGGACGGUGGUGUGGUCGUGCGUCAGAGCGUGAGGAGCACCGUUCCCCUUGACGCGGAUCACUUCCCAUGGAGCUAG
Stereum hirsutum FP-91666 SS1 is the source of this 921-nucleotide messenger RNA. RefSeq lists its product as uncharacterized. The coding region runs from base 1 to 921 and encodes 306 amino acids. The transcript has a single exon. The record is from RefSeq and is a predicted model, not a curated record. Lineage: Eukaryota; Fungi; Basidiomycota; Agaricomycetes; Russulales; Stereaceae.